Molecule: messenger RNA, 930 nt
Organism: Neurospora tetraspora
Lineage: Eukaryota; Fungi; Ascomycota; Sordariomycetes; Sordariales; Sordariaceae
Exons: 1
Coding region: 1-930 (309 amino acids)
Molecular function (GO): acyltransferase activity, transferring groups other than amino-acyl groups
Source: RefSeq, a predicted model, not a curated record
AUGGAGCGACAACCACGACCGGCUCUACGACUCCAAAUCCCGCCGCAACCCCAUCUCCGGCCUCCUAACACGGAUUCCUCCACCGGGUCAUUCAUCGUCCGCCUUCAUGUUCCCCGGCAACCUCGACCCGCCGAUGACGGUCCGCGAGCUCCUCCAAGCAUAUCUCCUUUCGUCUUUGCCAAUGGCAUGCUCCCCCCUCGGCCCCAUGAUAUUGGCAGCAUGGACAUAUAUGUCCGCCCGGGUGAGCCGCGAGAUCUUCCUCAUCUUUUGAAGAUCCAACCUGCCUCUACCCAAAACUUGAGGACCUCCGUGAACUUAAGAACAUGGCUGCGGUGGCGCGCCAGGCAUACGACAUAUGGGGAAGUACACUUGAGAAAUUGCCUUCGAGACGGGAAGCUAUGGGUCGCCGUCGCCGAGCUCGCAACUGGAGAAAACUGGAUCGUUGGCUUUGCAACUGGCAUUCCGCAGGACCGCUGGAACCGAGAAGGGCCUCGCGACAACGUUCUUUACUUCACCAUUCAUGUUCAUGUUUCUGUGCGUCGAAUGGGCGUCGGCAGCCAGCUUUUGAAACAGAUUGAGCAAGACAUGUGGGAGAGAGGUUUUGACUAUCUGGUCGCAUCGGCUUUUAUGCAAGAACCCUGGAAGGAGCCGGAGGAGACGUUCUUGAAAAAGAAUGACUUCCAACGAUUAAAUACGUUGGGAUGGCGAAAUGGAAUGUGUCCGUUGCCACUCAUUAUGGCUACGCUCCUAAUUCUGAACAAGCAGUACAGCGAGAUACAGCCGGGUAUGCAAAGAACUCUGUGGAUCAAAGACCUGCCUCCCAGGCCUGGCUCGAAGCGCUACGGUGACGUCACUCCCCCAUCCGAUGAGAGCACACCCGAGUCCUACGAGUGGCCUUCACUCCGGAGGCUCCUUGCUGAAGAUGAUUGA